Molecule: messenger RNA, 450 nt
Organism: Staurois parvus
Lineage: Eukaryota; Metazoa; Chordata; Amphibia; Anura; Ranidae
Source: the annotation of a GenBank genome assembly
UAAACCCACAACCAUAAAAUCAGUCUGUAUAUGCAGCAAAGCAUGUUAUACUCACUGUGGAACCUAUGGGGUUAAUCUUCUGCAUUGUGUAAAAAGCUGUUUAAUCCUGACUUCUCUGAUCCUCCCCUUCUUCUAGUUUUCCCCUCUUAUCUCCUGAUGAGACAUAUUGUGUAGAGUCACUCUGCACAUGCUCAGUUUGUGUGUAUUGCUAGAGAGGUUUUUUUUUUUCUUUCUUGGAAGCGUGCAUGUGAUCAGCACAGGGUCAAUCAGCACUGUCCAGACAGGGUCAGGGGUUUUGCAUCUUUCUAGAGCAGAAAGAAAACUCCUACAAGCUUUAACCAGUGCUCUGCUGAAGUCACAAGACAAGAUGAGAAAAAUUAGCAGUUUAUAUUUACUAAAAUAAUUGCACCUCCAUGUUGUGUGUACUGUGGGAGGCCAGAUAUAGUGAAU